CUCGCAUCAGGCAAUACAGUUUUGAAUUCUUCAAGUUUUGAUACACACUUCGGUCAAACAUGUCGGCGAACGCCGAUGAGGAGAAGAAACUAUCCAAAAUGGCUGAAGAACGUGACAACGAAAAGAACAAUGUAACGCCGGCCGCAGGUGCUGCGGCUAACUCGUCAUCGGACGGUGCCAACAGUAAAGCCGAUAGCGGAACCGCUGAUAAGAAGUCCGCGGUUGACAGUGACGAAAGUGAAUCCAAGAAAGUGGCCCCGAAGGCGGAUGAAAAAGAUGGGGAGUCUAAAUCCGAUGCAGUCGGGACGACAGAUGGCAAGCGGAAGGGUGCGAACGAUGCUGCUGGCGCAGAGGCAAACGCCGACGGCGGCCGGGAUAAUGGCAACGCAGACAAACCAAAGGCCACGGUGGACGUGAAAGCGAAGAGCCGGAACGGGGCCAAGAAACGGGCCCCCGAGGACGAGGAGGGGGAGGACGAUGUGGAGAAUGAUGACGACGAAAAGGAGGACGAUGCCGGUGAGGCCGGCAAAAGUCUCGGCGCGAUCGCGCUGAUCGAUGCGAAUAUCACGAAGGCGAAGGUCGAGGUGCUGCAGACCCUGCACACGAUCCUCUACGAUGCGCCUGGCAAGCCGACGGUGUUGAAGAAGAAUCUGCGCAAGUUUGAUGGUUUCGAGUUCGGGGCCGGUUCGGAAAAGUACCGCAAGCGGCUGGCAGCCACCGAGAAGCUGGACGCCAAGAAGCUCGCUUUCACGGCCGAGAUACUGGCACUGGAGAAGAAGGGCGGUAAGGAGGAGCUGGCCGAACGGAUUUGUAGCUUCCUGCUGAAGCCGGACGGGGACGAAGAGCUCCCGGAGGACGAUGAGGCCGGCGAGGAAGAGGAGGAAGACGAAGAAGCGGAUGCCGCCGAAUCAGAGGACGAGGAGGUGAGCGAAGAGGAGGCACCAAAGAAGAAGAAAACCCCGGCGAAGCGUGCCCCGGCCAGCGGAGGCCGUGGCAGGGGUGACACGGCAUCGUCCAAGUCGUCCAGUGGCCGCCCGAAGCGAUCAACGGCGGGCCGAGGUUACCAAGAUGAUUCCCUAUACGUAGAUUACUCCAGCUCGGAGGAAGAAGAAGAGCCGGCAGUGAAGGUGGGCCGAGGACGUCGUGCUCGCCACGGUUCUGACAGCGGUUCCGACUACAAUCCUUCCGCUGGGUCCGACUCCGACGCCGGCAAGCGAAGAUCGUCCCGAGCACCGGCCCGAGGCAGCCGGACUUCGGCGCGGAAUGUCCGAAAGCGCUACAACAGCGAUGAAGAAUCGGAAGAGAGCGCCAGUGAGGACGAUUUCAGCGAGGAUGACCGCAAAAAGAAGAAGCCAGCACCGGCUCGAGGUCGCGGACGCCCAAGUGCCCCCGUUGGUCGUAUUUCGCUGCGGGCCAGAGGACGCAAGCGGAAGGCGGAAACGGAAAGCGAAGAAGAGUCGGAGGAAGAGGAAGAAGAGGAAGCCGAUAGUGAGGACAGCGAAAAGCCGAAGCGAAAAUCAGUGGCCACCACCGGCCGGGGAGCUGCCCCGAGCCGCGUGGCGAACAGUAGAGCAAAAAAUUCUACACCAUCAACCCCAGCCAAGGCUGGCCGAGGACGACCGAAGCGGGCGGCCAGUGCAAAGAAACCGAAACGAGGCGGUAGCUCAACCGGCGAGGAAGACGACGAAGAGGACGAUGAGGCCGAUGACGCACCAGAGUUGGACGAGUCGGAAGACGAGAAACCUUUAGUCAAGAAGGCCAAACAGGAGAAGGAACCCGAGAAGGCACCACCACCAAGUGAAGAAGAUAUCAAAGAUUUCCUCAAGGAGAUCCUGGACGAAGCGAACCUGGAGGAGAUCACGAUGAAAACGGUGUGCAAGAAGGUGUACGCUAAAUAUCCGGACCACGAUCUGUCGCAUAAAAAGGAUUUCAUCAAGGCAACAGUUAAAUCUCUAAUAUCUACGUAAAAAUGAACGGAGGCGCGCAAGGAAGAACUUCGAUCAUCCAGCCGAUCGAACGGCGAAUGUUUCAUUGAACUUUUUUUUCUUUUUCAACUACCCGUUAUCUGAUCAUGAUGAAUAUAUGCUAAACGAUACACACACAAAAAGGCAUCAAUCAACCACAAAAGGCGAACAGCGUAUAUAGAAUAUCAAGCAGAAAAGGAACGUCGGAUUCAUGAACAAAUGCGUUAGGUGAACCCCCAAGAAGACCACUUUACAGCGCAACAAAAUAUUUUUUCUGAUAAAGAUGAGACGCGUUAACGUGGGAUAACGAAAGCACACACACGCUGGGCACUCUUUUUCGGUAAUUUGCUCAGACGGUGGACACAGGAAGGACAGGUAGCAUAAGCGUGUGGUUUCAAAGAUGCACAUAUGAAGGGAAAUAAAAUUACGUGUUUGCGUCAAAGCGUCAAAUCAUCCCGGCUCGAAGGGACGGUUACGGGGCGAGAGUUAUUUGAUUUAAAUUGAUAUAGUGAAAUGGAACUUUGGCCCUAGAGUGUUGCUUCUCUAUGGCGGAGGUACAAAACACGCAUGCAUGGUACGGUACCUAGAAUGUAGCAGAGCAAAUGAAAACAAGGAGAACAGAUGGGAGGAGAACGUAACGUGCAUUUGCGCUUUAAAUAGGGACACAGCACACUCGGUGGUGUGCACAUUGCGGAGCACAGCGAGCGAAUGUUUCCAGAAUUGGUCGAAGGAAAUCAAAAGGGUUGUUUUUUGUUCAUUUUUAUUUCUGAUAGAUAAUGGAUGAAUGGUUUUGGAUACAGUUCUAGAACUCACAUACAGAAAUAGCGCGCGAGAUCGGGAGCAGGAGAUCAAAUUUUCAAGAAUCGAAUUGUUUUGCCUUUUGUAACCCAUCACAAGCACUUUCGCUGUUUAGUUUGAUGAAUAGCAGCAGCGACAGAGGACAGUAAGCCGUGAGUUUCCGGCCCGAUCAGAUGGGCGAGAUAUAUAAAUGUAAUAAAUGUAGUAAUGAUAAGAAGUAACGUGAACGUACAACAAAUGAACGGAAUGUGCUACGGAUGGAUCAAAAAAAUACAAUACCUUAGUUCAACGGUCUUCUCGUUUCUCGCCUCUGGAAAGUAAACUGUGCACGCGUGGUUUCACCGCUGAAUGAGCCCCGUUUUGGAACUGCACAAGUUCGCACAGCCGCCACCGCCACCUCCACAGCAUCAGACAAAACCCAAAACACAUUACACCACUUUCGGCCUCUAGGAAGAAAACGGAUUAGUAGUACGACGGCGGCAGAGAGCACAGCUGCCGUCGUGCAGUGGAAGCACUUAGUGUACUGUACACCCGGCCGAGGAAAGAGAAUAGUUUUUUAUAUUCAACAGAGGAUCGUAUAUGAACGGCUUGGAAGAGUUGUGUGCGAGGUGUUAACAAAACUAAUCAGAGUACGUUGGAACAAACACGGGACCUUUGCGGCUUGUUAAAUGAGUAUGACCAGAAUUUGUGCCGGAAAGGCGAACAUGGUUGGA
This is a messenger RNA of Anopheles cruzii, 3475 nucleotides long. It is a transcript of the gene Dek, whose product is annotated as protein DEK. The record is from RefSeq and is a predicted model, not a curated record. Gene Ontology annotation, biological process: regulation of double-strand break repair; chromatin organization. NCBI's taxonomy places the organism in Eukaryota, Metazoa, Arthropoda, Insecta, Diptera, Culicidae. The transcript has 9 exons. The coding region runs from base 60 to 1967 and encodes 635 amino acids. Gene Ontology annotation, cellular component: nucleus. Gene Ontology annotation, molecular function: DNA binding; histone binding.